UUUGACAAAGCAAAGAGAAGCGACGCGGUUGAAUUGAGCAACCAUAACAACAGACAAUAAUAGCACCCGAACCUAAAAACGACCAAGUUGCCUUGGCUGACUUGGUACCUUACAAAUACAACAGUAACAAUUCAUUGCUAAUUAUUAUCCUUCCCAGAUCGGAUCUGAAUUUCUUAUACAUCCAUCCGCCUCUCUCUCUGUCUCUAACAAUCUCUGCAACGAUUUCAGGGUAGGUUGGGUUGUGUCCAAGAAUAUAGAUGGCUUUAAGUUAGGAUAAGAAAGGAGAUGGUAGAGAGUGAUUUGGAUAGAGAAGACGUUGAAUACACAGGAGUCAACUACGCUCAGAGUGGAAAUCAAGGUUCAGGUCUUCGCAGAGAGCCCUCAUUCUCGCGCUGGUGUGAUGAAGAUGGGAGAGUCCAUUUGGAUCAUCAGUUAGGAAAUACAAAUGAAUGUGUAGAAGAGGACUCUGAAUUUGAGUUGCCUUUGCUUCAACAGGGGGAGCUAGGAAACGGGUUUUUGGACAGGGAGAACUACCAUAAAUUUAAGGAGAUAAUUAUGCACUUGAAUGGUAGUGAUACUAUGGGUGAUGUUUCUAUUCAUGUUGGGGGAGAUAAAAAUGAGAAGUAUGUGCCUUUCGAUAUUGAAAAUGGGUCUGCAAGGGAUACAAACAGUGUUGAUAUCUCCACGUCAGAGGGUAAUCAAGAAGCAAUGGUGCCAUAUUCCAAGGAUCCUAUUUCUGUUGCCAAUGUGUUGAAGACAUUGUUUUUCAUACUUGUAUGGUACACCUUCAGUCUAUUUUUAACCGUGUAUAACAAAAGUCUGUUAGGAGAAGAUUUGGGAAAGUUCCCAGCUCCUUUAUUGAUGAACACUUUCCAUUUUACAUUGCAAGCUGUUCUAUCAAGGGCCAUUACAUGGUUUUGGUCUCAUAGGUUCCAACCUACUGUUGUUAUGUCAUGGAGGGAUUAUUUUUUGAGAGUUGUACCAACGGCUCUUGGAACAGCAAUGGACGUUAACCUGAGCAACGCAUCCCUUGUUUUUAUAUCAGUCACAUUUGCCACAAUGUGUAAAUCUGCGUCUCCUAUAUUUCUCCUUUUAUUUGCUUUUGCUUUCAGGUUGGAGUCUCCGAGCAUCAAACUCUCUGGCAUAAUUUUAGUGAUCUCAGUUGGAAUUCUCUUAACAGUUGCGAAAGAGACAGAAUUUGAGUUUUGGGGUUUCAUUUUGGUUAUGCUUGCUGCUGUAAUGUCUGGCUUCCGCUGGUCCAUGACUCAAAUUCUUCUGCAGAAAGAAGCCUAUGGUUUGAAAAAUCCACUUACCUUGAUGAGCUCUGUGACUCCAGUGAUGGCAGUGGCAACUGCCCUCUUUUCUCUUUUAUUGGAUCCUUGGCAUGAAUUUAAAACAAGCAACUACUUCAACAGUCCAUGGCAUGUGACUCGAAGUUGCUUGCUGAUGCUUUUUGGUGGAAUACUUGCCUUUUUUAUGGUAUUGACAGAAUACAUUCUUGUCUCAGUAACUAGUGCUGUCACAGUAACAAUAGCAGGUGUUGUCAAGGAGGCUGUCACUAUAUUGGCUGCAGUCUUCUACUUCCAUGAUGAAUUUACCUGGUUGAAAGGUGCUGGUCUCUUCACAAUCAUGUUUGGUGUCAGUUUAUUCAAUUGGUACAAAUACCAAAAGCUAAAGACGGGUACAAGCGAAGAUGACAGUAUGGAAUCAUUCAAGACAAAUGUUGCCGCCAAAUAUGUGAUUCUUGAGGAGAUGGAUGAGCAAAAUGAUGGUUCUUGAAAACCUUUCGUAGUCACAUCACCUGAACUCGAACGUGUAACAAGAACCGGUUUGGCUUGUCUCUGCCUCAGCAUUUACAAAUUCCUCUGCCAUUCAAAAUCUGUAUGCUUCCUCUUUUGGUUGGAUGUUCUUGGACUUCAAUGGGAGUCAGAGUGAAGCGAACAAUUCUUCAAUGUCAACUGUCUAUAUGCAUUCAGCACAAAAGCCCUUUUGGUAUGCCAAGUUUCCUCAAGCUUCCAGUUAAUUAGGAAUCAAAUAUGUUUCUGGAUCUCAUUGUUCUUAAGAGUAGGAUGUAGAUUAAGUUCCUUUUUUUUGUUAUUAUUAUUAUUAUUUCUCUUCUUUUUGGUUCCCCCUUCUCUUCCAAUUGUCCGAGUUAGAUGGGGGUUAAUUGUCUUGGAUGUAAAUAAUAAUUACACUGUGACUGAGCUACACCUUUUUCCGGGAGAAAUAUUUUUUUCAUGAGAACAUUUAGUGUUCCGCUU
This is a messenger RNA of Corylus avellana, 2261 nucleotides long. RefSeq names its product Nucleotide/sugar transporter family protein. NCBI's taxonomy places the organism in Eukaryota, Viridiplantae, Streptophyta, Magnoliopsida, Fagales, Betulaceae. The record is from RefSeq and is a predicted model, not a curated record.